UGCUGCGGAAAUGCUAGGAAUCGCCACUUAACAAAGUUGGGAAUGGCAUAUACCCCACAAAGUUUCAAUUCUUCGUUCUAGGGCUGGAUGGUCGCUGAUCAUCACCACUGAUAGUUCUUUACCCUCUUAGAGUCUAGGGAAGGAUGCAUGGAUGGUAAUCAGAAAGAGGUUGUACGAGAAGUUCGCUCGUUUUUGUACCCGGACUUGGCACGAUCCACUCGUAUUCGUACAUUUGCCCCAGAAUGGAUGUCCACCAACCCUGAGAUGCCUGCAGUUUCACAUCUUACAAUAAUAGCUCAUAGAUGCUCGCCCACUAUGACAAGGGGGUCUUUCUGAAAUUCUGAUGUAGUCUCAACUGAGUCGAGUGCAGUACAGUACAUAUCCUGCUGGGCUCCCAUGCAUUUGACACCCCUACACUACACCACCUCUCAACACCCAUCAUGUCGAGUGGCUACAAGCUCUAUGAUUACAAUCCUUCCGGGGGCGCGGCCAUAGUCUUUGCUGGUGUGUUCGCCGCAACCUCUGUUCUGCAUCUGUUCCAAAUGAUCCGCAGGCGGACCUGGUACUUUACACCCUUUAUCAUCGGUGGUUUCUUCGAAGCAUUUGGCUAUGUUGCGCGGUGGUACAGUGCCAAACAGACCCCGAAUUGGACGGUGAUGCCAUAUGUCAGUCAGGAGCUGCUGCUCCUCCUCGCCCCCUCCCUCUUCUCCGCCUCCAUCUACAUGCUGCUGGGGCGCAUCAUCCGCCUGGUCCAUGGGGAUUCGCGCUCGCUUAUCCGACCGAACUGGUUGACCAAGAUCUUCGUGACGGGAGAUGUGCUCUCUUUCUUCAUCCAGAGCGGAGGUGGCGGCAUGAUGGCGAGCGCGAACUCGGCCAGCAGUGUUUCCCUGGGCAAUCGUAUUAUUGUGAUUGGUCUCAUCGUCCAGCUGGUUUUCUUCGGCUUCUUCAUCCUCGUCUCCAUAGUUUUCCAUCGCCGUAUGACCGCUUCCCCGACUCCGACCUCCCUCUCCAUCAGCAAUCCCCCAUGGUACACCUACAUGCGGGUCCUAUAUGUUGCCAGUGUUCUGAUCAUGGUUCGAUCGAUCUACCGCGUGGUAGAAUAUGUGCAAGGGUCCACGGGAGUGCUGCAGCAGCAUGAGAUCUACCUCUACAUCUUCGAUGCGGUGCUAAUGUUGUUGGUGUGUCUCCUGUUCAACAUUAUGCACCCAAGUCGCAUUCUGUCCAGCCGCCAACCGUACGGCAAGAUGGACUCGGAUCAGGUCGAGAUGCUGGAUCCGCGGAUGUGAUUGUUAAAGUGGUCGGUCGUGUUUUUAAUGGUUACAUUCUUGGGUCUCGCUCGGUUUGUUAUUUUCACGCCCACAUUUAUUACUCGAC
Messenger RNA from Aspergillus fijiensis CBS 313.89, 1374 nucleotides. Its product is annotated as RTA1 domain-containing protein. Gene Ontology annotation, cellular component: membrane. The coding region runs from base 441 to 1286 and encodes 281 amino acids. The record is from RefSeq and is a predicted model, not a curated record. NCBI's taxonomy places the organism in Eukaryota, Fungi, Ascomycota, Eurotiomycetes, Eurotiales, Aspergillaceae. The transcript is spliced from 3 exons.